This is a messenger RNA of Aspergillus bombycis, 1932 nucleotides long. RefSeq lists its product as uncharacterized. Bases 1 to 1932 code for a protein of 643 amino acids. The record is from RefSeq and is a predicted model, not a curated record. The transcript has a single exon. NCBI's taxonomy places the organism in Eukaryota, Fungi, Ascomycota, Eurotiomycetes, Eurotiales, Aspergillaceae.
AUGGAAUACUCGUACUAUCGGCCAAGCACUCCGCCAGGGUUACCAUAUGAGGGAAUCGUUCGAAUGACCCACAGUCGCAAUGCAUCCGACUCGUCUAUAUACUCCAAUGAUUCCUCGCCUUGGUCUGCAGUCACCUCAGUCACCAGCCCGAGCACUGAUUCUCCCCCCCGUUAUCAUCAUGGGCCAGCCCUUCUUCCCAAAAUUAGGGACCAGGAUGUGGUCAUUGAACCAGCUCCAGCUAAUGGGCCGCAGCGUCAUCGUAAAGUGCUAUCGAACACCCGGAAUCCACCUGGUUUCUUACCAUACCCUCCCAAUCGUGCAGCAGCUCGAUGUCAUAGCACUGAAUGUGUGGACUACUACACUGUGCCAUCCCCAGUCUCGCCCAUGUACGCUGAUUCAGCAUUGGCGUCUCCUGUGAGCAUAACGUCUUCGCACAAGCGCAAAGUGUCCAGUGCACAUUCUCGAUCGUGCUCUGCAUCCAGUGUCGAUGAGGCAACCUUGGCCCGAUAUGGUUAUUCCACAUACAGGCAGCUCUCUAAGUACUCUGGACAACCACAAGGGUCCCCUACUGCACCAGCCACCCCAGUCACGCCCAAUAUCAUUGUAUAUCCGCCGUACUCGCAGCCUUCUAUUGUUGGUCCCUUCUCGCGCACUUCUCGAGCCCGAACACAGGCUCCACCAGUGCUUCCAGUUUCCCCUUACAGCUAUUCCCAAGUUUCGAGUGCCCAGUGCUCACCAACUGGCUUUGUCCACGGUGUUGAUAGAAUAAACCCAUCAUCUACAACUCUUCUUUCAUACCUGACCGGGCCAACACAAGCGAUCAAUCUGGUUCGAAACGUAAGCGUGAUUCCAACACGAGGGAUGCAUGACUACUUCUGGUGGGAUAUCCGGAACUUGCGCAGCUGGUCCUCAUUUUCCCUGUCCACAUUCCAUUCGAUCAACGGCCUCACGAAGCUCCUGAAGACAGCAAUCCCGUCACAUCUGACCCCACCAACCGUGGUCUCAGGUUCGCGCUUGUGUCCUGAUUCUGAAUUCACCUUGGUUGACCUUAUCCAAGAUAUAUAUGCACCACGAGUGAAUGCCGCUUUGGCCGUGUCUCAAGGCCCAAAUCACCUGGCGCUCUAUGCUACCCCUGUCCCACGGAUCCAUGGCAACAGGAACUAUGGCGGUCCGCAUUUCCUUGCAAAUUACACUUCAGAUACGGAGCGGACAAGCUCGGGUCUGCCCCGUGGACGGCUGGUAGGAAUCAUCAAAACUUUCGACCGUUGGAACACCAGUAUGCGCACUGAAGCACCUCAUCGGCGGGUUGAGUAUUUAAAUGGUCUAGCGCACCUUCAGCGGUGUAUGCGCGAACAUUCCUGCCGAUACGGCUUCAUUAUUACAGAGAUCGAGCUUGUCUGCGUGCGGGCGGGGUGCGACGAGGGUGACGACGUGCCUUAUUUUGGCUUCCUCGAGGUUUCAGCUCCUAUACCCACUAAACUUGCGGCGAGUCCAGACGACGGCUACUUGAAACCUUGCUCAGUCCCUUAUGGUCACCCUCAAUCGCCCACACCGUCCAGCGACAGCUCAUUGGCCAGUCAAUCUCCUAUCUUAGACGCAUAUUCUUCACCAGCCCCAGACGAGCUUGAUGUACCGAUGACGGCAAGCCUCGCUUUAUACUUCCUCCUAAUGCUUUCUAAAUCUGUGCCUUUGCCAUCCCAGCCGUCCUCUCACCUGAAUGUUGGCGGACCCGGAGCCCUAACUCGACAACGUAUCCUCCCAGAAGGGAAAGACAAAUGGAUUCCAGAGCCACAGAUUGGAGAAAAGCGAGAUGCCAAACGAGUGAGAGGCUGGAUCUGGCCACAAGAUGCCUGGCAUCGGCGUGAGGGAGGUGGAGCACCACGUUCGCGAGCGACUGGUGUGGAAGGCAAACCAAAAAAAUGGCAUAAGUAA